This is a messenger RNA of Acanthoscelides obtectus, 192 nucleotides long. The record is from the annotation of a GenBank genome assembly. Lineage: Eukaryota; Metazoa; Arthropoda; Insecta; Coleoptera; Chrysomelidae.
AUGGCAAUAAUUAUUGUCGCCACAGUGGUCCUACAUAAUAUUGCUAUAGAAGAGAAUGAAGCAAUACCUGAAGAGUGGAUCGAUCAUUCUGAAGAUGAGGAAAUAAAUGAACAGGGUGAUGUUAGAUAUGACAAUCGCUCAGGCCAGGUUGAUAAACAGAUGUUAAUAAAUGAAUACUUCGCCAAUUUAUAA